ACUUGAUGAACAUGGAGAACUGAAUAAGGCUGUGCUAGAAACAUGGGUAAGGUAUUGUUCAUCUGACAAUAUGUAAGAAUGCGGAACAGCCUUGUUUUGCCCAUGUCUUGAAUACGAUGGGUGUUAUUACCAAUCUUUCUCUGUGUAUGUGCGUGUAUGUGUUUUAUGUGUAUUCUUCUUUUUCUAUCUCAUCUGCUGCUUCUGUUGCUAGGAAUGAUCUGCGUUGUCCACUAUUAUUAGUCUACGCCGCGUCCAACCCGUGCGAGGCUCAACUGUAAGGCAGAUUACCUAGCAUUCCAUCAUAUUUGGGGGCGAUAAAGUACUACUAGACGAGAUAUCCUAUAACAUGAAACUGGUUGAUGACACAUGUAAGACUCUUGCUAGAUUAGGUUCCUGCUCAUUGAUACGUUACAGAUCAACCCGACCGCCUUUUUCUUUCCCUAGAUGUUGGAUGAUUGGAAAGGAAUUAGUUGAGUCAAGCGAGAUAGAGGGAUCUUCCGUGGGUGUGUGUGUGUGUGUGUGUUUUGGGGGGGGAUGAUGCGUCAAUAUGAUAAUGCCCUAUUUUUGGUUGUACCCCAGUCUGAGGUAUCUCGAGGAUUGGCAACUAUGAGGCUCAACUUUUUUCUCUCUUUUUUGUUUCUUUUCCCUUUCUCUCUUGCUCUCUUCUUCUUCCUUUUUAUUUUCUUUUUCUAUUUUUAUUCUUUUUACCCCUCCAUUUUUCCUUUGCCCUUCAAAAAUCUGUUCUUUCUAGAGUAAUACGAAGGGCGCUCAAGUCACAUUCAGGCCCC
Aspergillus caelatus is the source of this 788-nucleotide messenger RNA. RefSeq lists its product as uncharacterized. The record is from RefSeq and is a predicted model, not a curated record. The transcript has a single exon. NCBI's taxonomy places the organism in Eukaryota, Fungi, Ascomycota, Eurotiomycetes, Eurotiales, Aspergillaceae. The annotation marks the transcript as partial.